This is a messenger RNA of Dioscorea cayenensis subsp. rotundata (Guinea yam), 4044 nucleotides long. Its product is annotated as probable ubiquitin-conjugating enzyme E2 24. The transcript is spliced from 12 exons. Bases 1015 to 3795 code for a protein of 926 amino acids. NCBI's taxonomy places the organism in Eukaryota, Viridiplantae, Streptophyta, Magnoliopsida, Dioscoreales, Dioscoreaceae. The record is from RefSeq and is a predicted model, not a curated record.
AGAGUGGUGGUGGUGGAGAAGGAGCCGAGAGGGGGAGGAAGAGGGACAGGGACGAGAUCAGGGUUUAUUCAGAUGGUUGGUGAAGGUUGGAAAUGGGAUGAGGGGUGGGGUUUAGGGGAGGGUUCGGGCGUCUUCUCCUAAACUCCCUCCCUCCAUUCUCUCUUUUCGGCUUUGGAGUUUCUGCGCCAAUUGGGGGGAAAUUUGGUUUAAGAUCGCUGUCAUUGGACAUGGUGGGCUGCCUAAGCACUUGAGCUGUUUGUCGGAUGUCCAUUUGGAGUGGGGAGGAACUUGCUGUUUUUGCUGUUGACCUGUGAAAUCAUAUAUACUUUGUUCCAACCUUUUUAGGAUAUUCCUUGGGUUGCUUUCAACAUUCCAAUUGAAACUUGGGGCGAAUCUCCUUUGGCAUUGAGAAUAGAAAAUUUUCUUCUUCAAAGUAGAGGUAUCCUGUUGAAUAAACUGUCAAUUCAAGGAUCAUCUUUUGGAUGUGGUAUAUUCUGCUUUGUUGUGGAAAUCUCCUUUGGCAAGGAAGUAAUUUGUGAAAGCGAUUUCCUUACUGGGAAACCUCCUUUGGCUACUUGGUUUUUUUCAUCUUCUGGGGCAUAUCUCCUUUGGCAUUUCUAAUAAUAAUCCCUCUGCGGGGCAGAUCUCCUUUGGCAUAUCUAUAAUAAUGGUUGUAGUUUGCGUUUAGGGCAAAUCUUCUUUGGCAGCUACAGAGACUUUUCCAGAUUAACUCUGGUUCUGUUAUCUGGGCAAUUCUCCUUUGGCAUUAAGUUUCAGGGUUUUGUGCGCAAGUUAUCUUAUUGGAAGUAUCAACCCAGUGGUUGUACAUUGUGAUCAGAUUGGUGGUCUUAUAUCCCAUCGAUUCAUAUAUUUUGAAAACAACCUGACCGUGGUGGUGUAUAUUCCAUAAUACUUUCUUUCUUUUACAGCAAGGAUAAUCAGGAGUAGAAAACAACCUUGAUUUCUAAGCUGUACACACCCAGUCCAUUGUGGUUCCUACCAGAACAUUUUAGUAUGGAUGUGUUUGUUAGUGACUUGGAUAGUGCGAGCUACAGUGAAGACACUGAUAGUGAGGAUCAAGAUGACCGUGAAUCUUCAUAUUCUGGCCAUGCACAGAACAUCUUGUCAAGUCUGGAUGAUAGCAUUGGAAAAAUUGACAAUUUUCUUGCAUUUGAAAGAGGAUUUGUACAUGGUGAUAUUGUAUGCUCCAUCUCAGAUCCAUCAGGGCUGUUAGGCCGGAUUUUGGAUGUUGAUAUGAUUGUAGACUUGGAAACAAGUUCUGGUGAGCUAAUAAAAGGCAUUAACAGCAAGAAACUGCUAAAGAUUCAGACCUUUGCAAUUGGAGAUUAUGUUGUCCACGGCCCUUGGCUCGGAAGGAUUACAAAAUUAUUUGAUAGGGUCACAAUUCUGUAUAGUGAUGGGUCAAAGUGUGAAGUAAUGACUGGAGGCAGAGAAGUUCUAACACCUGUUUCUCCUAGCUUACAUGAAGAUGCACCAUUUCCAUACUAUGCUGGUCAGCAUGUUCGUAUUAAGCUUCCUGUGAUGUCUAAACCUUCGAGAUGGUUGUGUGGCCCAUGGAAGGAGACUCAAAAUGAAGGUAUUAUUUGCAACGUAGAAGUAGGAUUGGUGCAUGUGAAUUGGAUUGCAUCUGUCAUGACAGGCAGUGAUUCCCUCCCUUCCAUGCCUCAUCAUCUUCAAAAUCCACAAGUUCUCACAUCAUUAUCCUGUUUUCCUUACGCUAACUGGCAAAUUGGAGAUUGGUGUAUGCUUCCACAUGAUGACUUUGAUAAUCAGAAAAGGGUGCUUCAAGAAUCGACUUAUUGUGAUGGCCCUCAAUAUGUUUCUAAAAUGCAGAGUAAUUUGGGAAUGAAUAGGCAAGACUUAAGACAGAUGCUAGUUAUUGCAAGAACAAGGACCAAGGUUGAUGUCCUCUGGCAAAGUGGAGAUCUGUCAGUUGGCUUAGAUCCACAGACACUUCAUCCUGUAAAUAAUGUUGGUGAUCAUGACUUUUGGCCUGAACAGUUUGUGUUGGAGAAGGUUACAUCAGACGAUGUGGUGCUUCCAGGUAGCCAACGUGUUGGGAUUGUGAAAAGUGUGGAUGCACAAGAGCGAACUGUGAAAGUGAAAUGGAUGGUUCCUGACCUUAAUCUAAAUGAAAAUAUUAUGGCAGAACCAGAUGAGGAAACGGUAAGUGUUUAUGAAUUGAUUGAGCAUCCAGACUUCUCUUAUUGUAUUGGUGAUGUUAUAUUUAAGUUGCCUCCCCAUUUUGAGAGUUCUGCAAAGAGUUUUCCUGAUAGUCAACCUGAUGGGCCAAGGCAACUGCAUCCUUUGCAUGGGAAAGCUAGAAUCAGUAGUUCACCUCUUUCAGGAAAGGACCUUCAUGAUACAUCAGUUGGUUGUUAUGAUGAGAAUGCUACAGCCUAUCUGUCAUGUAUAGGGAAUGUUAUUGGUUUUAAGACAGAAGGUGUAGAAGUGAGAUGGGCUAGUGGUCUCACAUCCAAGGUCCAUCCUUCAGAGAUUUAUGGUUUAGAUAGGCUUGACGAUCCACCCACAGCACCAACAGAUAAUGUGGAAGUGAUUUCUGAAAAUAUCAGUGAACAAAUGGUGGAGCAGGAAACACUAUCCUGGCGGAAGAAAGAUAAGGUCAAAGAAAUCUCUCUACAAGAUGAUGCUUGGGAUUCUGGGGCUCUUUUGUUUCCUCGUGCAGCGAUUUGUUUCCUUACAAAUGUUGCAAAAAGCCUGUUUAGUUCCCGUGGCUCCACUUCUCUUCCUGGCACAUGGCAUGAAUUGUCAACUGAAGAACCUCAACCGGAUGUGGGUGACCUGUCAAUGGCAAAUUUGAACCCGUCAAUACAAGCAAAAAUUGAACAGAAAGAAUGCCCACCCGUUUUACCAGGCAAUGAUAAAGCAGGAGGCUUUGAGAAAUUCGUUGUUGUUGAUGACUAUUCUGAUCAUCAUUUUGUGAUGAGCAAUGAUAAAAGAUUAGCAAUAUCCCAGGUAAAAAGUGGUUGGCUGAAGAAACUACAUCAAGAGUGGAGCAUCUUGGAGAGCAAUUUACCUGAUAGUAUAUAUGUUCGAGUUUAUGAGGACAGGGUUGAUCUCUUGAGAGCAGCCAUCAUUGGAGCACCUGGAACCCCUUACCAUGAUGGCCUCUUCUUCUUUGAUAUUUGCCUUCCUUCUGAUUAUCCUCAUGAACCACCUCUGGUUCACUAUAACUCUGGUGGUCUCCGACUGAAUCCGAACCUAUAUGAAUCGGGCAAGGUUUGCCUCAGCCUUCUCAACACAUGGACCGGCACUGGGACUGAAGCAUGGAAUCCAGAAAGCUCCACCAUUCUACAAGUGCUUUUGUCACUUCAGGCUCUUGUUCUGAAUGACAAACCAUAUUUUAACGAGGCUGGUUACGACAAACAGGUCGGGAAAAUCGAGGGCGAGAAGAACUCCAUCACCUACAACGAGAAUGCCUUCCUUCUCUCGCUUAAAUCAAUGCUAUACGUCUUAAACAACCCACCUAAGCAUUUCGAGUCACUUGUAUCGGAGCAUUUUGCCUGUCGAUCACAUUCUAUCCUGCAUGCCUGCAAAGCUUACAUGGACGGUGCGCAAAUUGGUUCUGAUUUUAACACUGAGAAGCCUGUAGGUGAAAUUCUCAAGGGCUCUUCUACUGGUUUUAAGCUCAUGCUUGCAAAGCUUUUCCCGAAGCUCGUGUCAGGCUUCACUGAUAAAGGCAUUGAUUGUGGACACUUCCUGAACCAAGUGAAGGGAGUCUCUGAUGCUAGCAAAAGUUCUUGCUCGAUGUAAUUGACCGAAAAAAAGGUCGUAAACACUCUAGUUCUUGCUUGUCGUGAAUAAUGGCUUUCUUUAUCAGUUGUAAAACCUUCAAACUGAUAUGCAUGAAAGUCUUGCUUGGUUUGUGCUUGUAAAAUUAAAAUUGUUACUGUAUUAUUCCCUCUGUAAAUAUUUUGGGUUGUGGUUGUGUGCCAUCGGAAUUAUGUUGUGGUUAUGAAUUGUGUGGUUACAUAAAGCUGUAAUAAAAUUUCUUGUUUUAUU